This is a messenger RNA of Symbiodinium sp. CCMP2456, 2259 nucleotides long. NCBI's taxonomy places the organism in Eukaryota, Dinophyceae, Suessiales, Symbiodiniaceae. The record is from the annotation of a GenBank genome assembly.
AUGUCAAAGACGGUGGUCACGUCCGAAGACUCGACUAGGGCGACGAGCUUCAGCUGCGCCUCCUGGAUCCGAGCCCGAGUGUCCCCCUCAUCAGCAGGUGCAGCAGAUGAGCUUGGCAGAUCUCCAUCCGGCCUGCUCAGCAAUGCCUCGUCUGGGCGAUUCCGCAGCCCAGUCCGUGGGAGUCAGAUCACCACUGGCUCUCUGACCACUGGCAAGGAUGUCUCGGAGAGGGAAGAAGACUCGGAUGUGGAAGAGCAAGACCUCAUGGACCACACCGGCAGCAUGUUCGUCAUGAAGGAGUCCAACAAGUUUCGUAAGGUGUGGACCGGAAUCGUGACUGCCAUGCUGAUGUACAUUGGAACAUGGUUCCUUUUUCAGCUCACUUUCAUCGACCUUCACAAGCCAGAGCCGCUGAAGGUUGCUGAGUAUCUGGGUAUCGACGAAACAGGCUGGCAGGUGUGGUCGAAUUUUGUCGAUGGAUUGUUCUAUGUGGACUGCUUCAUCUACUUCUUCUGCAGCUUCCAAGAUGAGCGUGGACGGGAGGUAGACUGCCUGCCACGAAUCAUAUAUCGCUAUGCCACGGGCAGCUUCCUCGUGAACGUUAUGGCCAGUCUUCCUGAUCAGGCAGCUGGCGAGAUGAUGAAGGCGAUCAGUGGCCAGGAAGGCGACGGAGCUGGCGCCCAUCAAGCGGCGAGGACGAUGCGAUUGCAGAGAGCCUCGCGUUUGUUCCGCCUGGCUCGCAUUGGGCGGCUGGCGAAGCUGACCGCCAUGAAGUCGAGCCCACUGUGGAAGUGGUUGCAGACGCUCCGGGGAGUGCGCAUUAUCAACGUCUUGGUUGGUCUCUUCUUCUCUGUUCAUCUGCUGGCCUGUGGCUGGUACAUGUGCGCAUCGCUGCACACAGAUGUGGAGUCAACCUGGUUGGCACGGAGAAUGGUGGACGCAGAUGGCGCGAAGAGUCUACUGGAUGAGAGUGAUCCUGGUCUUCAAUGGCUCCAUGCCAUGUACUUCAUUCUCACGGUGUUCACCACUGUAGGCUUCGGUGACAUUGCUGCAGUCACACCAGGUGAAAUCAUGUAUGUGGUCUUCACUUUCCUCAUCGGUGCAGUGGUGCACAGUAUCAUUAUUGGAGAGGUGAUUGCCGCGGUCACCCGCGUCGACGAGCGGGGGCAGUUCAUCACCGAACAACGUGGCCUGCUGGAGCGUUUCGCGGCCCACACGGAGCUCGGCGAGGAUUGUGUCAUGGAGCUCCAGAACUGGGUAAAUACUGAGGCCGUGCGCUGGAUGAACCAGAAGUACGACAAGGAAGCUGUUCGGGGCUUGCUGACUGGCAGGCACAUGGCUCGUCACAUUAUGAACAUGUUGCCUGGCAAGCUCUUCAAGGGCCAGUUCGCAACGAACCGCUUCUUCCUGAACUUGCCGCCGAGGAUGGAUGAGCUGCCGCCUCGUUUGCCGAUGCUCUUAGCAUUGAACUCUCAUCGGCAGAGCUUUCAAAAGCAAGAGGUGGUUUAUCAGCGCUCAGAUUUUUCCAAUCAUUUCUUCCUGGUUACCAGCGGCGUGUUUGCCCACAUUGCAGUUCCAGCCGAAGGAGGUGGGCGCGAACAAAGCAGUAUGACCAGCACCGUCGGCCAGUGGCUAGUGGCAGCCAGUGCGGCCUCGAAUCCCGUGAUGUACCCUUACCAGCUCUUCUCACAGGGCUCCUAUUUUGGGGAGUACGGUGUCUUGCACAAUCAGCCGCGCGACACCUCUGCGCGCUGCGAGGCCCGAGGCAGUUGCAUCGUGGUGCCAAAGUCAGAGCUCGACAGGGCCAUGUGCGACUUCCCGGAGUUCUCCUCCUUCUGGGUGUCUACUGCCGGCUCACGAGAGCGACAGCGGCUCGCUUGUCGCAAUAGGCUGACCGCAGGAAGGGGCUACAAGCACUUGGCGGCCUUCAUGAUUCAGUGCUUCUUCCGGAGCUUGCGGAAGCCCUCGAAGGUCGCGCGAAUGCGCGCCGUAUCUUCCUCCGAAGAGGAACCACCCGCACCGCCGAUAGUCGAGCUUUCAGGCACGGCCAUUCGCCGGGUCUCUGGCUUUCUGCCAAGGUCAAACACAGACGCCCUUCCAGGUCCAACGUCCGAGUCCAAGCUUGAGAUGGCGGAGCUGAUGAGAGAAGUCCGCAUGCUCCGGGCGGAGAUCUCAGCUAUGAGGCGGGGCAGUGAUUUCUCGCCUCCUCGCGAAGCUUUCGCAGAGCCGCCGUUGAUUGGGCAAGUGCCGACGCUCUGA